CGUGGACUUCGGCGGCGGCGGCGGCGGUGGCGGCGGCGGCGGCGGCGGCACAGCGCCGGUAGUGAAGCCGCCGAGGAGGGUCACGCAGCACAAUGCCAGCUCUGCCCCUGGACCAACUCCAGAUCACCCACAAGGACCCGAAGACAGGAAAGCUGAGGACUUCACCAGCGCUGCACCCCGAGCAGAAGGCAGACCGGUAUUUUGUGUUAUACAAACCGCCCCCUAAAGACAACAUUCCCGCCCUAGUGGAGGAGUACCUGGAACGCGCCACCUUCGUAGCCCAUGACCUCGACUGGCUCCUGGCCUUGCCUCACGAUAAAUUCUGGUGCCAGGUUAUCUAUGAUGAGACUGUGCAGAAGUGCCUGGACUCUUACCUGCGCUAUGUCCCCCGAAAGUUUGAUGAAUGGGUGGCGCCAGCCCCUGAGGUUGUUGAGAUGCAGAAGCGCCUGCAUCGAAGUGUUUUUCUCACCUUCCUCCGUAUGUCCACUCACAAGGAAUCCAAAGAUCACUACUUUUCCCCCUCUGCCUUUGGAGAUUUCCUCUACGAACACUACCUGUUUGACAUUCCAAAGAUCCUGGACCUCUGUGUGCUCUUUGGAAAAGGCAACUCACCAUUGCUCCAGAAGAUGAUAGGAAACAUCUUCGCCCAGCAGCCAAGUUACUAUAAUGACUUGAAUGAAACCAUGCCCACCAUCCUUCAGGUCUUCAGCAACAUCCUCCAGCAAUGUGGCCUGCAAGGGGAGGGGGCCAGUACCACCCCCCAGAAGCUCGAGGAGAGAGGCUGGCUGACGCCCAGCCACAUGCCUCUCCUGGAAUUAAAGGACAUUGUUCUCUACCUUUGUGAUACGUGCACUACUCUCUGGGCCUUUCUGGACAUCUUUCCUUUGGCUUGCCAAACCUUCCAGAAACAUGACUUCUGCUACAGAAUAGCUGCCUUUUAUGAAAUAGCAAUUCCUGAACUGGAGUCUGCAAUUAAGAAGAGGAGACUUGAAGAUAGCAAGUUGUUAGGUGACCUCUGGCAAAGGCUGUCCCAUUCCAGGAAGAAACUACUGGAGAUUUUUCACAUUCUCAUGAGCCAGAUCUGCCUUCUCCCUGUCCUUGAAAGCAGCUGUGACAACAUUCAGGGCUUCAUUGAAGAGUUCCUUCAGAUCUUCAGCUCCUUGCUGCAGGAGAGAAGGUUCCUCCGGGACUAUGACGCCCUCUUCCCUGUGGCCGAUGAUGUCAGCUUACUGCAGCAGGCCUCAUCAGUCUUGGACGAGACGCGAACUGCCUACAUCCUGCAGGCAGUCGAAAGUGCGUGGGAAGGGGUCGACCGACAGAAGGCUACCGUUGCCAAAGACCCACUGGCAGCUGCUGAGGAUCCUAAUGGGAUCGUGGUGACAGAGCAGCCGGUCAGUGGCACACCAUCACAUCCACAGAACUCAGAGGGAGAGGAGUGCAUGGGGGCGGCUGCUGCCCUGGGCCCCCCUGUUUGUGGCGUGGAGCUGGACUCCCUCAUCUCUCAAGUGAAGGACCUGCUGCCAGACCUUGGUGAGGGCUUCAUCCUGGCCUGCCUGGAAUACUACAGCCACGACCCGGAGCAGGUGAUCAACAACAUCCUGGAGGAGCGGCUGGCCCCUGCCCUCAGCCAGCUGGACCACAGCCUAGACAGAGAGGUGAAGCCAGACCCCACACCUCUGCUGACAUCUCGUCACAACAUCUUCCAGAAUGAUGAGUUUGACGUGUUCAGCAGGGACUCAGUGGACCUGAGCCGGGUGCACAAGGGCAGGAGGAAGGAGGAGAGCACUCGGAAACUGCUGAACGACAAGCGGGAGGUGGCGGCACAGCGGCAGCGCUACGAGCAGUACAGCGUGGUGGUGGAGGAGGUGCCAGUGCAGCCAGGUGAGAGCCCGUCUUACCGGGGCGACGACUACGAGGACGAGUAUGAUGACACCUACGAUGGCAACCAGGUGGGCGCCAACGACGCCGACUCGGACGAUGAGCUCAUCAGUCGCAGGCCCUUCACCAUCCCUCAGGUGCUGAGAACCAAAGUGCCCAGAGAAGGGCAGGAGGAGGAAGAUGACAAUGAGGAAGAGGCUGAGGAAGAGGCCCCCAAGCCUGACCAUUUUGUGCAGGACCCUGCAGUGCUGCGGGAGAAAGCAGAAGCCAGGCGCAUGGCCUUCCUCGCCAGGAAGGGGUACCGGCAUGACAGCUCUGCAGCAGUGGCUGGCAGCCCUCGGGGCCAUGGGCAGAACCGGGAGACAACCCAGGAACGCAGGAAGAAGGAAGCCAAUAAGGCAACGCGAGCCAACCACAACCGGAGAACCAUGGCCGACCGAAAGAGAAGCAAAGGCAUGAUCCCAUCCUGAGGCCACUAUGCCUGAGCCAGCUGGGAGGCAGCAGCACCAGCUCCUCAGGCCGCAUUACCAUCGCCUGGGGUCUCCUGACCAGUUGGCCCCCUGCCCAGGCCCUAGUUUCUCCUCCAUCCCUCAACAGCCUCAGCUUUGCAGCCCCUGAGAAGGCCGCCUCCUCAUCCACCAGCCAGCCGUGAGCGCCUUCUUACAGAACACACAGUGCCUUAUCCCACAGCAGAGGAACCUGUGGCGCCAGCAAGCAGGCAAAAGGGACAGGAAUAGAGCCCCAAGGCCAGCCCCCCCGCCCGACCUCGUGCAGCAAGAACCCACUCCUUUUACCCUGGACAGCAGGAAACUUGUAUAUUCAAAAACAAAACGCAAAGGCCUGCGAAUAAAGUUUUUGACUCUUGAGCAAUGAUCCAUGAUGUGCAGUGACCCGUCCCCCAUGUCCCAUUCUUCAGUGACAGCUGCCGCCUGGGGAGGAAGAGGUCAAAUGAUCACUGUGCUCUUUUCAUCGACCUUCUGUGAUUGCCUCUCAUGCUAACCCUCCUGAUGUUCCUACUGCAAGUAGGAACCCGUGUGACCUUGAGAAUAUCACCCACUUCUCUGAGCCUCUGGUCCCGGCCUGUGGAGAGAAGCGCUGAGGGGUGUGGCUGUGGUUAUUUCUGUUACUUCAUUCAGUCCCCCGUGACCUCCAUGCUAGGAGGAAGGUAAUGUGUUCAGCCCCAUAGAACAAAUGAGGAAGGUGAGGCACUGAGAGCUGAGAUGUCUGCUCAGGCCACAGCCAGGAAGUGGCAGCGCAGGGACUGGGCACUCAGUCUGACCUCUGAAUCUAGAAGGUCCUGGAUACCCGUAAAUGACGUCCUGUCCAUCUGAGAGUUGGCUGAGGACACCUGCCCAGAGCAGAGCCAGUGUCAGAACUUGGUGCCUCCUGCUUGUGCGCACUCUGCUAAGCCCUUCAAAUAGAAGGGUUGGAGAUGAGAAGAAAUGAGAUGUCACUGGCAAAUCCUGUUGAAGUGAGUGGGACUUAGGUCACUUUCCUCCAGUUCCCCUUCCAGGCGUGGCCAGCUGACUCCUGGCAUGGCAGCAGGAGUCUCCCCCUCCCCCCGCACAGUGGCUGAUUAAUAGUGAAUCCACAGUAGGGCCUUGGCAGGGCUGGCCUGGCGUCCGUCAGAGGAAGCCAGGUCCCUGCCCUGCUAGACCUUGACAAAUCACCCUAGAUGCUAGUGCACUUUAUUUGCACGUGGCUAGGAUGAGCAUCUGAAGCAGUGAGGCAGACAGGCACUUGAUGAAUUGGUUUUCUUAGGUCAUCCCACACAAGUGAAAAUCAAUAGCAAUUCCUCUGUGUCCUGCCAGUUCUUUUGGUGCCUUUGAGAUGCAGAGCAGAUGUGGGGGUGGUGUCCUCUCACACUGCUGAAUUAGCUGAGAUCAGGCCCGGGUUAGCCAUCCUGACAGGCAGCAGGAAGACUCUGUUUCCUCCCAGGGACGUUUGCCUGGAACUAAGCUCAGUGGCAGGGCCCUGGAACAAGGCGGAUGAGUUGGGGAUGCCUGGGCUUUACCUGCCUUACCUGCUACUGUUUUACCGCCUCUCUCAACUACACUUUGUCUUCUGUACCUCCUGCCCUCCAGAGUGGUGUUCAGGCUCCACAAUAGCGUCCUGAAUUAAAGGGUUUGGGAAGACAGAGGUAGUUUCCAAAUAGUCUCUCUUGAGGAACUGUGGACUUUUUCAACCCUUUCAAGUUGCUUUGCAAACAGCUCAGGGGUCAUCCAGAAUGGUGCUGGAAGGCACACCCCAUCCUUUCUUGGGGACUUUACAUCUGUAAGUGUCAGACUAGGUGAAUGGUUUCUAUUUGUGCCAAUCAUAUCCUCUGUGGAAGCCCUGAGAUUUAAGAUGGACUUGCAGAAGUGUUAAUAAGUGAAUUGAACCCUGCCACGUGGUCCCGGCACCCCAACUACUGCUCCUAAGCAAGAAUUUUCUAAGUGCCUUCUCUGUACCCUGGCAGAGAACAUGAACUACAGGCAUUUCCAGGAAGUUUUUAAGACCCGUGUCUCUGGGAGGACUUAAGACUUGACUGUCUUUGUUUCUAGUCCAUGAGUGGCAAUGAUGUUGGAUGGUGUUUGUUUUGAACAGUGCUUCUGUGGCUCUGUGAGGUGGGUGGGGAAGAGCUUGUCACUGUUUAUCAAAGGGGACUCAGGAGCCCAGGGAGGACAAGUAACUUGCCAGAGCCCGGGGCAAGUUAGCAGCAGGGUCUAGAGGCAGAUCUUUUCUGAGUGCCCCCCUUAGACAGCAGGUGCAGUCUAGAAGAAUAAAUGAAUUGAGAAAAACUGCCUGCCUCUUCCACACCAGGUUAAAUAACAGAGAGAGGGAAACAAAAGUGACCUCACCAAAAUGCAGGGGGCGGGGCGCUCUGUAAACCUUCAAAAUGAUGUCAGUGAAGACUUGUAGCACCUUGAAAAACUAAAUAUUCAAGAAUAAUUUUUUAAAGAAUUAAUUUGAAAGCAGAAUACAUAUGGUAAUAUGCCACAGUUGGUGAAAAUGUUUUUUAAAGAUGCGUGCUGACCAAAUCGGGAGGGGAAUGUACAUAAAUGAAAAUGAUGGUGAGAACAUGAAUGAUGGCGGUGGUGAGACCAUGAUGAUUUAUUUGUAAUAAUAAAAGCAUUUCUUGAGCUCUU
Molecule: messenger RNA, 5006 nt
Organism: Condylura cristata (star-nosed mole)
Lineage: Eukaryota; Metazoa; Chordata; Mammalia; Eulipotyphla; Talpidae
Gene: ASCC2
Product: activating signal cointegrator 1 complex subunit 2
Exons: 20
Coding region: 93-2348 (751 amino acids)
Biological process (GO): regulation of DNA-templated transcription
Molecular function (GO): ubiquitin binding
Source: RefSeq, a predicted model, not a curated record